AUGCUAUUCACUCCCAAUGCUGCUGCAUCGCUGCUAGCUGUACUCGGCACACUACUGGCGGAUGUGUUGGCUCAGGAUGCCGAGGGUUGGUAUAAGGCUCAUCCAGCCAUGGCGCGUAUCAGCCAUGUGAACCAAGACACGCAUCAGAUCGUCGAUGAAUUCGGCCGUACGCGGUUCUUCCACGGAACCAAUGUCGUUAUGAAGGAGCCGCCUUGGUAUCGGCCGUUGGAGUGGGUGCCUGGAGUAUCGUCAUUUGGCAAGCAUGAUGUCCAAAACCUGCAUGACUUGGGUCUAAACAUCGUUCGAUUGGGCCACAGCUGGGCUGGUGCAGAACCUGUGCGUGGGUCGUACAACCAGACAUUUCUCGAUAUCAUGAGAAAGCAGACCAAGAUGGCUGAGGACCAUGGCCUCUAUGUUUUGGUGGACGUGCAUCAGGACUGCCUGUCGCGGCAGUUUUGUGGCCACGGCGUACCUGACUGGUUUGUUAAGGAGGACUGGGUAUCGAGCAGCAAGAUGUAUCCGUUUCCCCUUAAGCUGAACUCGUUCCCUGUGGAUGAAAAAGGCUUCCCAUCGCCGCAGUCACUUUGCGAUACUGUCGACUGGUCUUUGAGUUACACGUCGGUGGCGGUGGGCAAUGCGUUUGGGAGAUUAUACAAUAACUAUGACGGGCUGGGCGAUGCGUUCGCGGCGUACUGGAAAAAGCUGGCAUCAGGAUAUGUUGGGACGACCAAUGUUGUCGGCUAUAAUCUGUUGAAUGAGCCGUGGGUGGGCGACACGUGGGCUGAUCCGACAUUGCUAGUGCCAGGUGUUGCCGACCACAAGGUCCUAGAAGGGCUCUGGAGCCGCGCGGCUAAGCAGAUCCGUACUGUCGACAAUGACACGCUCAUUUGGUUCGAAGGGGCCACCCUGGACGUCUUAUCGGGUUUUAACAACGUCCCUCUCGGGGACGGCUCGAAGUCAGUGCAUUCAUUUCAUUACUACAGCCUGCCGCAGCUGGGCUCUAUUUACACCACGCUCGACAACCGCCAAAAGGACAACGAGCGCCUUAGGACUGCCGGUGUGCUAACGGAGCUUACAUUCUGGAUGGGCGACGAUAAGCGGAUGCAGGGCUUGACAGACGCCAUGGCGGCGACCGACACAAAUAUGGUUUCCUGGAUCGGUUGGGCGUACGAGAACCUGUACAAUGGCACGUCUGGCCAUCCUUACCCUGAACUCGCGAAACACUACAGUCGUGCAUAUCCCGCAGCCGUCGCUGGCACUCCCACAAGCUUCGGCUUUUCUGAAAGCUCGGCCACUUUCAACCUGCAGUUCACGUCUGAUCCCAGUAUUGACGCGCCCACCGAAAUCAUCCUACCCCCAUCCACUUUUCCCAAUGGGUAUAGGGUCCAGGUCUCGCCCGAUGGCAGUUUGGUGCAGUACGCACUCGACAGACGUACCCUGGCCUUGUUCACAUCCAACAGCGUCAAGAACGCCACAGAAAUCUCUGUCACG
Penicillium argentinense is the source of this 1491-nucleotide messenger RNA. Its product is annotated as putative endoglycoceramidase. Gene Ontology annotation, molecular function: hydrolase activity, hydrolyzing O-glycosyl compounds. Lineage: Eukaryota; Fungi; Ascomycota; Eurotiomycetes; Eurotiales; Aspergillaceae. The transcript has 2 exons. The record is from RefSeq and is a predicted model, not a curated record. The annotation marks the transcript as partial.